Messenger RNA from Neofelis nebulosa (Clouded leopard), 1719 nucleotides. RefSeq names its product adenylosuccinate lyase (gene ADSL). Gene Ontology annotation, biological process: 'de novo' AMP biosynthetic process. The record is from RefSeq and is a predicted model, not a curated record. Gene Ontology annotation, molecular function: (S)-2-(5-amino-1-(5-phospho-D-ribosyl)imidazole-4-carboxamido) succinate lyase (fumarate-forming) activity; N6-(1,2-dicarboxyethyl)AMP AMP-lyase (fumarate-forming) activity. Gene Ontology annotation, cellular component: cytosol. The coding region runs from base 55 to 1527 and encodes 490 amino acids. Lineage: Eukaryota; Metazoa; Chordata; Mammalia; Carnivora; Felidae. The transcript has 13 exons.
UCCGCUCCCGCUCUCGCUGGUUCUGCCCUGACCUGGUGGUGAGGCGUGCCCGGGAUGGCGGAGGGAGGCGAUCGUGGGGGACAGCAGGCGGCCUGCGGGCACGACAGCUACCGCUCGCCGCUUGCCUCCCGUUACGCCAGCCCGGAGAUGUGCUUCGUGUUUAGCGACAGGUACAAAUUCCGGACAUGGCGGCAGCUCUGGCUGUGGCUGGCGGAGGCCGAGCAGACGUUGGGUUUGCCUAUCACAGAUGAACAAAUCCAGGAGAUGAAAUCAAACCUGGACAACAUCGACUUCAAGAUGGCAGCUGAGGAAGAGAAACAGUUACGACAUGAUGUGAUGGCUCACGUGCACACGUUUGGCCACUGCUGCCCAAAAGCUGCUGCUAUAAUUCACCUUGGAGCCACCUCCUGCUAUGUUGGAGAUAAUACAGACCUGAUUAUUCUCAGAAAUGCAUUUGACCUGCUUUUGCCAAAGCUUGCCAGAGUGAUCUCUCGGCUUGCUGACUUUGCUAAGGAACGAGCCAGCCUUCCUACCUUAGGUUUCACACAUUUCCAGCCUGCUCAGCUGACCACAGUUGGGAAACGUUGCUGUCUCUGGAUUCAGGAUCUUUGCAUGGACCUCCAGAAUUUGAAGCGUGUCCGAGAUGACCUGCGCUUCCGGGGAGUGAAAGGCACCACAGGCACUCAGGCCAGCUUCCUGCAGCUCUUCGAGGGAGAUGACCAGAAGGUAGAGCAGCUUGACAAGAUAGUGACAGAAAAGGCAGGAUUUAAAAGGGCUUUCAUCAUCACAGGGCAGACCUAUACACGAAAAGUGGAUAUUGAGGUGCUGUCUGUGCUGGCUAGCUUGGGGGCAUCCGUGCACAAGAUUUGUACCGACAUACGACUCCUGGCAAACCUCAAGGAGAUGGAGGAACCCUUUGAAAAACAGCAGAUUGGCUCAAGUGCGAUGCCAUACAAGCGGAACCCUAUGCGCUCCGAGCGCUGCUGUAGCCUUGCCCGUCACCUCAUGACCCUCAUCGUCGACCCGCUGCAGACGGCAUCUGUGCAGUGGUUCGAGCGCACGCUGGAUGAUAGUGCCAAUCGACGUAUCUGUUUGGCCGAGGCAUUUCUCACCGCAGAUACUAUAUUGAAUACGCUGCAGAACAUUUCUGAAGGAUUGGUGGUGUACCCCAAAGUAAUUGAACGGCGCAUUCGGCAAGAGUUGCCUUUCAUGGCCACAGAGAACAUCAUCAUGGCCAUGGUGAAAGCUGGGGGUAACCGCCAGGAUUGCCAUGAGAAAAUUAGAGUGCUUUCCCAGCAGGCAGCUGCUGUGGUCAAACAGGAAGGAGGUGACAAUGACCUCAUAGAGCGAAUCCAGGCUGAUGCCUACUUCAGUCCCAUUCACUCCCAGUUGGACCGUCUGCUGGAUCCUUCUUCUUUUACAGGUCGUGCCUCUCAACAGGUGCAGAGAUUCUUGGAAGAGGAAGUAUAUCCCCUGCUGAAACCAUAUGAAAGUGUAAUGAAGGUGAAAGCAGAACUGUGUCUGUAGCGUUGGAAAAGAAUUAAACAAGAAGUCGUUGGCUUUGUCAACUUUUAUUGCCAAGUCAUGGAAGCCAUUAGUUUAGUGCCUUAUUUUACCUUAGGACGUAUUACCUGAAAUUGAUACAGCACUUUCUUGUUGGUGUGGCGCUUUCACAUUUCUCAGCAUUUACGAUGCAGGAAUAAAUUACGUUGAAUUGGA